This is a messenger RNA of Rhagoletis zephyria (snowberry fruit fly), 7697 nucleotides long. RefSeq names its product protein sickie-like. The record is from RefSeq and is a predicted model, not a curated record. Gene Ontology annotation, biological process: neurogenesis; nervous system development. Gene Ontology annotation, molecular function: protein binding. Lineage: Eukaryota; Metazoa; Arthropoda; Insecta; Diptera; Tephritidae.
GCGAAAAACAAAAAAAAAUACAAGAAAGAGUCCUUUGACGAUUAAAAUGCAAAACAAAAAAACAAAAAGAAUACGCUCCCUUGGUCAGUUGAGCAUGAAAAUGUGAGGAAUUUGGAUUGGUCAAAAUGGAAAAAUUUUGCAAGUGAAUAGUGAAAAAAUUCCUCACAGCGAUUAUGAGUGGAAGAGUGUGCAAAAAAUGUGCUUGUGAAAUUAAAUUAAAAUUUGGAAGAAUUCAUAGUGAAUAAACAAAAAAAAAACAAAGAGCAAAAAAUACGACAAAAAUCUGUUAUGAAACGGCGUUAAAAAUUCCAACGCAGCCACAUCAAUUUCAGUGAACAACGGAAAACUUACAACAACAAUAUGUCCGGCAAAAUAGGACCACCACUGCCACCUACCCUUUCUUAUCCUUUUCCCAACCUUCAAUACCACCAGAGCAACAUCAAUUUUUGCCAAGGAAAGCGAAUAGACAACUGCCGCACAUUAAAAGUGAAGCUUACCGAGCCGCUACAGGCCCAAGCUGCGCCUUAUAAUUACUGCCAACGAAAAUGUCUACCCACCAACGGCGCCAACACCAGCGUCAACAACAAACAGCUGCUCCACGUGUAAACGAUACGCAAAACAACCUUACUGAGUCGGAGUACAAAGAUGAAAAUGGCGAUGGCUAUGAUGAAACUGGCCAUGGCACCAGCGAAUUGGUCAGGCACAGCACAUGCACAGCAAGCGCUGACGUUAACCCAACUAAAAUAAGCCAGCGAGGGAAAACAAAAAUUUCUGACAAGCCACAGACGAGUGGCCAACACAAAGUAAAGGAUAACAAUAACUGCCAAGCGGCAAAGCAAAAUAAAAUUUCAAGUGAGUGUUGGAGGCACGAGGCCAGCCAAAAUGUUAACGCUACCCCACCUUCGCUUGGUGUGAAUUUAAAAACAUCAAUUUACGACUGGGACUCACCCAGCUCAUUUACCGGUACAGUGAAGAGGCGGUCCGGUCGCCGGCCACACUCGUUGGCAGCAACAACUGCAAGCGUUGAACGUGGUUUGGGGCAUGCGAAUGUGAAACAGAAUGCAGCUUCCGAGAGCUCAGCGCUGUCAGUGAAAGCUUUAACCCCCACCAAAGAUGGCACCACUACCAACCAUAACUACAAAUUUUUUUGUAAUAACAAACGCAACCACUAUGCAAUUAGUGCCAACAACGCAAACACAGUGGAUGGCAGCAAGUUAAAGCGGCGGACGACUAACGACGAAAUAACUUUUGCAGGGACCGUCAAACCUGCCAGCAACAUGCCAAAGUCUCAUCGGCUGGGUAAGGAUAAGUCAUCGAAGCUGCGGCACAGCAAAUCGCUGGCGUCAGCAGAUCGAAAUGCUAAUAAUGCCGCUGCAACAAGCUCCCCACCACCGUCACCAAACAGUGACUUGGCGGCCGCUCAUAGUUUCCUAAGUGUUUCGCAACAUUCCCAGUCUAUCGCGCCUGGCACUAGAUCGAAGUCUUCCGAUGCCACGUCAUUGCCUGCCUCGUACAACCGCAAUCUUUGCAAUGCCUCCUUCUCCAGCGCGAACCAACUACACGACGAGCCGAAUGCCAUACGCGAUGCUAAUUAUAUGGAAUUGAGCUUUUGUGAUGGCCGCUACACCGGCGAUGAGUCAACGCAGUUUACCGAGCUCUUUCGUGAUUUCCCCGUCAGUUAUGAAUCCACGACGGUCGUCACGAAUUCACAGUUUGCAAAGUGUGGUCUUUCGGCGCAAGCGUCACCACGUUCGACGCCUCCCUAUCGCGAGCCACCACCGCCAACACCACCACCGAUCUCACAGAUGCCAACGCGCGACUCGCGCUUCCUCGCCAUGCAAUCAACCGCCGAGCCAUGUGCUUCCCUAUCCGCGCCAGCGACACCCUCACGCGGCAAGGUCGUGCUCAGCAAGAAGGAGCGCAAGGAGUUGAGCAAACUGAAUGCGCGUCUAGGCGUGUAUGAUGGUAGCGAGCAUGCCGGUGGAAGCGCGAGCGCUCAGUCUAGUCCCUACAAGGGACGUGUAUCUGAGUUGAAGAACUGCUUGGCGCGGGGUCUAUUUGCUUCGCUAAGUCGUGGUUCGCAGAAGUCACUUACCGCGAAUAGCGCGGCACAAGAAGAAGCCACAUCGUCGUCGAAUGAGGUCUCACCGCCGCCACCAGCGCCAGCGGACGCUAGUCCUCCGAACUCGAAUGCGUCCAACAAUAAUGAUGCAGACUAUAGUGAGAAGCUAAAGAAUUUGCCAGUGCGUCAGCGUAAGACGCACGUCUCGCACAUGGAUAACUAUUGCCUCUUCGAUCCUGUUGAUUUCAUAAAUGAAAAGGCGCUACGGCAACGCACACAUGAGCAUUUAAGCCGGAUGUUUGAAACGACCACGACACACGGUCUACGUGAUCCGCUCUUCAGUUCGCGCCAGAACUUAGACUUUAGCGAAGAGGAAUCUGUGCCCGAAGUCAUCUACAAUGAGGAUGAGCUGCCACCGGAGGACGACUCUACGCUAGUGGUUGAGGUGACAUUCGAGGAAGCUUGCGGUGGCGCAACGAGAUCAGCUAAUUUCGAUCAUCACAAUUAUUUUGUCAUUGAUCCAGAUGACUUUGAAGAGGAACCCAUACCUGAUAUCGGCAUACCGAAUCCAAACACCAAUGAACAACUGGUGCACGCCAACCUCGAAGCAUUGGCUGAGCAAACCACUGCCAAAGCAGACGAGCCCAUACUACGUGAGUCCGCCAGCUUUGAAAAGUUGCUCGAAGUGCUGGAUGCGGCGCCGAGCAUGUCGAAUAGUCAAGAGUCCAAAGAUACAAACACCACCGCUUCCACGACCACAACAACAUCCACCGCGCUUGUGGAGUCAUCCACCUCCACGAACUCAGCGAGUUCAUCCACCUCAGCGACGUCCUCGCAAACGACGCUACAGCGCACGAAAAAGAGGUUAACCUUCCUGAAUCUCUCACCUUUUCGGUCGAAACAGCAAAUGAGUGGCAGCGCCGUGGCCGGGAAUGAUAAACGAGCUAAGCGUAAUGGCGACAAUAAAACGAAUGAUGCGUCUGUGUGUGACGCUAGUGCCGUAGUGGACACAGCGAGUAACGAGCAGCGUGCUGUCUCUGCGCUAGUCAGCUCGGAGCAUAUGCUUCACCUGCAGCAUAUGCUGCUGGACGAGAAGGAGCACUUACGCGCGCGUACCGUGCCAAUCGAAUCGAAUUAUGUACUCUUCAAUCCGGGUCCGGUGCCGAGUCGUAAUGUACCGUACAAAAUUCGUAAGCCGCGACCGUUGUCCUCACACAGCGAUGCAGAUAGUGGUUUCCUGAGUCCAUGCUCGCCCGAUGAGCUGUCCGCGCUGAAGUUCAACUCGGCGAUUUUGGUGCUGCAGCAGUGUGACAGCGUGCAGGGAUACAUUGAGAUAUACACCGAUUGGGCAAACUACUAUCUCGAACGUGCCAAAUCCAAAAAGAGAGUCACCGAUCUGUCAGCAGAUUGUCGCGAUGGCUUACUACUCGCUGACGUCAUUGAAGCGGUAACAUCAUUCAAAGUGCCCGAUUUGGUGAAAAAGCCAAAAAAUCAGCAACAAAUGUACGACAACGUCAACUCCUGUCUAAAUGUGCUGCGUUCGCAGGCGGUUUGUGGCGUGGAUAAUAUCACCACGAAUGACAUCUGUGCCGGCCGACUGAAGGCAGUGUUGGCGCUUUUCUUUGCGCUCAGUCGUUACAAGCAACAGUCGAAGCAAUUGUCCAACACAACAACACCAAAUGCGAAUAUUGUUUUGGGCACAACAAAUACAACAGCUAAUUGCACAACAACAGCAGCGGCGGCAAUAAAUACAGCCACUGGUGGAGCAAUAACGGCAGCCAGUAAUCAGGCACAAAAUCAGCAACAGCAACAGCAACAUCUGCAGAACGGCAAUGAAACAAUGUUGAAUAGACAAAUACCGUCCGCUUACUCCAAAGCCAAUGGCGGCACUGCCAUUCCACUGCCCGCCACCGUUAUGGUGCAACGGCGCUGUCCGCCGGAUAAAGUACGACCACUGCCACCGACACCGAAUCAUACGCCAUCCAUACCGGGUUUGGGCAAAAGCGGCGCUGAUUUCAAUAGCGGGCGGCCGAAUAGUCCACCAACCAGCAAUCAUACAAUACAAAGUCUUAAAACUGGCAACAAUAAUGGCUUACGUCCACCAACAGCUAAACCGACCCACCCGAGCGGCAUACCGCCACCAAGUGGUUUACCAGCAGCCGCCAAUGUGGCAACUGCUGCGCACCCACAACAAAAGCACUCAAUGCUUGACAAACUGAAGUUAUUUAAUAAGGAAAAGCAACAGCAGCAGAACGCCGUCAAUGCUGCAACCACUAAAAUGCAGGCUCAAUCAAAGCGUACCUCAUCCUCGUCGGGUUUCUCCUCAGCACGUUCCGAGCGCUCAGACUCUUCGCUGAGCCUCAACGAUGGCCACAUAUCACAGAUCAAGCCACCAACGGUCAGUGUUACCUCCGGCAAGGGCAAGGUCAAUACAAAACAAUCAAAAUUAAUGGCCGCACAGUUGAAGAAAGAACAGACGAAAUCCAGUAAGCUCGACAAAAAGGAGAAAAGUCCAGCGCGUUCGCUGAAUAAAGAAGAUAUGAGUGGCGAUAGCAAAAAUUCGACUUUGAGUCGCACGAAAAACUCACUGCCCCGCGUCAGCGAAAAGAAUUCAGCGAAAUCUUCAUCGAAAGGCUCACUCAAUUCCAAGUCUGAUUCGAAAUCCUCGCUGAUAGUGCCGCCCACGAAAGGACUCUGCAGCCCAAAUGGUUCAAACACUGGUCUUCCCAAGCCGAUUGCUGCCAUCAAGGGCACUAGCAAGUUGCCGCAACCGCCUUUGGGUGUUGUUGUUGGCAGUGGUAGCGUUGAUAAUCGUGGACGUGGCAUGAGCAAUUCCAAUUCGCAGCAUGAAAUGCUGAAACGUGAAAAGAGUGACAUAUCAAGCAUGCAUACAAACAUAUCUGGCGAGACGACAAAAUCCAAGGAAACACAGCAGCACCAACCACAUAUCGUCAAACCGGUACCGAUAUUGCCGGAACCGGGCAGCAAGCCACCAUAUUACGCCAACACAGCAAACAUAUCACAGCAACAGCAGCAACACCUUCAGCUGCAACAGCAACGUCAACAACAAUAUCAACAACAGCAGCAAGCCUACUACAAUCAGCAACAGCAGCAGCAACAACAACAAGAGCAUGCUACAUACAUAAAUAACAGUCGCCUGCCGCCACCCAAAUCCACUACUUCACCAUCCGCCAAUACACCUUCACGCAAGCUGGAAUACAAUGCCGGCCCCGGCAUACUCACUUCGCCGCAACGUUCUCCACUGCGCGGCCUACCGCAAUCGCCCGAUACGCCACACCAUCACCAACAUCCAAGUGCAUCCAAGUUCCAUACGAUACCUUCGAGAAUCGAUACCAUUUACGAGGAGAAGAGACCGACCAGUUUGCUGCCUAUGCCACCGCUGCUGCGUGGUUAUAAUUCGCAUGUUACGUUGCCCACACGCGGCCUACGUGGCGGUGGCGCUCACAAUUAUGUUGCUGACUUUAUUGAAACAGAAAUCAGUCAAGGUUACUGCAGCGACGGUGAUUCGUUAAGGGUUAGCGCUACGGCGCGCUUGGCGCAACGCGCAGCCGCAACAGCGAGGCGAUACCAUGACAUAGAUAAUGGCUACCUCUCGGAGGGUAGUGGUAGUGUUGGACAUCAUGGUAUGGGUGUGGGUGGUGUUGGCGGCAUGAGUGCGGCGGCGCAUACGAAACAUUUCCUAAGCAUGAUGCGAGCGAGAACGCAGUUACCGACAACCAUCGAAGAGCGCAUUCGUAACAGCCGUGGCAGUCUCGAUAGCAUCGGCACCGCACCACCUUCAUCUGCUGCCUCACAGGCCAGCUCGAGCGGUGGCUCAAAUCCAAAAAUGGACAGCGCCAGUGGCGGCGGUGCUGGCGGCGGCGGCGGCGGCGGCGGCUCUGGCAAUACCAGCGCCAAUGCCAGCCCACAACAUCACACACAUCAGCAUUCGCAACAUGCGCACCAUUCCAAUGCCGGCGUUGUGGGCGUACAUCGCUCGAAUUCACGUAAUGGGCGUGAUAACUGGACGAAAAUGCCGGAGCCACUAAAUGGCCAUGGCCAUAACAAAGGCGAGAAAUCUGAAAAGUCAUCGCCUUCAAGGCGCAGCAUGGGCGGCGGUAGUGGCAGCUCUUCCAAGCAGGGUUCACCGUCCGGUCGGACAAAGGGUGUACCGCCCAGUUUUGGCUAUGUCAAGCGUGCCAAUGGCAGUGCUACUGCAACGGCAGAGCAACAAAAUAUAGCAAUGAUGGGCGCAGCAAUGAUGGGUGCCGGCGGUGGUGGUCUAGCAAAUGGUGGUUGUGGUGGUGCUGCCGGUUCGCCGGGUGGCAUGUGCGGUGGCAUGGGUCGUACAGCGCAUGUAUCAGCGGUGCCACGCACUGCCUCCUCUGGUGGUGGUGGUGGUGGUGCUGGCGGACGGAAGGUGUCGGGCGGUACGCAAACGCUGCCCAACGAUAUGUCAAAAGCUCCUCCCAGCGCUCAGCAUCGCAGCUUUUCUUUGACUGGUCCCGGCGCUACCCAGUUAAGCCAAUCGAUACGUGAACGUCUAGCUACUGGUUCUCAUAGUUUACCGAAACCGGGCACGGAUUUGCAUCUAUUUCAGCAUAGAAUAUCCAAUCGUCCUGGCAAAUUGAUCGAUGGCUCAUUGUCGGACACGCAAACCUAUGCCGAGGUAAAGCCCGAAUACAGCACAUAUGCCAUGUGGCUAAAGCAUAGCAAUACCGCUGGCAGUCGUCUCUCUGAGGGCGAUUCACUGGAGAAUAUGCAAAUUGGUUCACCGGCAAUGACACGCCAUAGUCACAAAAUGUUGCAACAUCGUAAUGCUGCCGCAGCAGUAGCAGCCGCAGCGGCAGCAGCAGCGGCGGCGAGUGUAAUGCCACAGGGAGGAGGCGGUGGCGCUGCAGGCAUGGGCGGUGCGGGCAGUGAGUCGCCGUAUGUGCAAAGUCCACGACUGAAUCGGAGCAAUAGCAUAAGCUACUUGAAAGAAAGGACAUAUCCAAGAUCCACAAAGUCGGAGAAAAUGUAUCCUUCGAUGUUGAGUCGCGGUCCCGAUGUCGAAAUCGAACCCUACUAUUGCCUCCCAGUAGGCACAAUAACCGCACAAAAUGGUUCAUUAUCAGCGCAAAUGGCCGCUGUUGCCGCGGCAGCAAUGUCACAGGUGACUGGACAGCCAACGGCUGGCGCCACAGGCGCACCAGUAGCCUGGAGUCAACCGACCUCGCCAACACCAAUCAGCCGUGGUUUUGGUGCCACGCUCUCGCCGACACAUCCAACUGGCAUGCCAGGCAUUAUGGGCUUAGUGGGUGCGCCGGGAAGCGCUAGUAGCAGCAGCAAUACAGCGGGUCAUCGUCUCACAUAUCCAAAGAAGAAUGAUGAAGUGCACGGCAGUGCCGCAUCACUGCUCUCUGGCGGUAGCUCACUGUAUGGUUCAGCAGAGGAGCGACAAGCCAACGAAAUACGUCGUUUGAAGCGUGAAUUAUUGGAUGCGCGUGAACAGGUGCUGAGCUUGAGCAGUCAACUGUCAACAAAUUUAUGUUCGUACGCAGACAGCCAACAGCCAACAGCCAACAGCCAGCCAUCGGGCAACAACCAGCAGCAAACCGCCAACACUUUUAUGGCAUCCAUGACCAAAGGUUGA